AAUAUCAUUAUUUCUAAUAAUUCUCCAAAGAUAUGAAAGUUAUUGUGAUUUUGUGUGUAAUCCUGAUGUUGUGGUCGGUUAGCGACAGCGCUGGUAUCAAAUCGCCUGACACGGCUAAUGUGGUCCCGGAUGGGGAUAUGGGUGUCAACGAGAUUCAGGAGGACCAGGCUUGUGGUAAUGGUGAUGGCGGUACCGGUACAGGUGGGGGCGCAUUGGGCCUAUUCUUGGUCUACGCCUACAAAGGCUUCUUAGGCGUAGCCAUAGUAGCGAUGGUGAGUAGUGGGGAGACAUCAGAUUCAAUAGGCCAGGAGUGUCCCGGAGCUAACACUACAGUUUCAAGCAGUAAUUCACGAGCGAAGGGUCACUUCCACUGGGAUGACCAGGAACAGGUUACUAUAUUAGGCUGUUACUUCUAUGGCAAUAUUGUGCUACAGGUGCCGGCCGGGGCAUUGGCUGAGCUUUUUGGUGCCAAAUGGAUAUUCGGGAGCAGUAUGCUUAUCACUGCUGUACUAUCCAUGUUGGGACCGGUGGUGGGCCGUUGGGGGUACAUCCCAUUCCUGGUGACCAGAAUAUUACAGGGCUUAGCGCAGGGAGUGAUCCUUCCCUCUAUGAACGCUAUGAUCGCCCGAUGGAUGCCUAGACUGGAGAGAAGUCGUGGCAUUUCCAUCAUAUUCGCCGGCGCAGCCAUCGGAUCCGUAGUCACUCUCCCACUAACCGGAUAUCUAUGCGGUGAGACCUUUUUGGGCGGUUGA
Messenger RNA from Oppiella nova, 752 nucleotides. Lineage: Eukaryota; Metazoa; Arthropoda; Arachnida; Sarcoptiformes; Oppiidae. The record is from the annotation of a GenBank genome assembly.